Aphanomyces astaci is the source of this 522-nucleotide messenger RNA. RefSeq lists its product as hypothetical. The record is from RefSeq and is a predicted model, not a curated record. NCBI's taxonomy places the organism in Eukaryota, Oomycota, Saprolegniomycetes, Saprolegniales, Verrucalvaceae. The transcript has 2 exons. The coding region runs from base 1 to 522 and encodes 173 amino acids.
AUGAGCUGGCUGAAGCACGUUCGGUCUUCGAAGCGCAGAAAGUGCCAACAUCUCAAGAACGAGCUGCUCGAUGCGUCGGAGGCGAUAGCGCGUAAGUUUCGUCAUGACACGGACGAGUUGUUAUGCAGCCUGUACUUGAGGGACCAGAGCCUCGCGUACCUCGAACGAGACUUCACGAAGAUAACUGCCUGGGCUGUGCCGUGCCGCGACGCAGCUCCGUGUGUGCUUCGAACGCUGACGAGAAACGCCGUCUGGAUGCCCUUGUGGGGGGCUGCUAGAGAUGGAGAUCCUUUGGAGGAAGAAUCGCGCGAAAGUGAAGCCAACGUCGAUUUAUCGACGCAGACGAGCGCUAGAGUUUACAGGCGGACCUUGCGCAAGUCAAUGACCAAGUCGACGGAUCCCGCAUGGGCUGCUCUGCAGACGAAGAGGCAUUUCCUCGAGGAGACGACCGAAGGAUUGAUCGCGCUCCACCUGUGGAAACUCUAUUACUCUGACCUCAAUUGCCGGCAUGAUCAAGAAUGA